Messenger RNA from Anthostomella pinea, 1281 nucleotides. The record is from the annotation of a GenBank genome assembly. Lineage: Eukaryota; Fungi; Ascomycota; Sordariomycetes; Xylariales; Xylariaceae.
AUGGCUCCAUCUGCGAUUCCGACAACUAGCCACACUGGUGAGCCGGAGUUGGAUCUCACCUCGUCGGCCAUCGAGCACCGCAGGACGGAGAAUGUCCAGUCCAACGGUAGCACCGAGAGCCACGCCAAUGGCGUCUCACAACCCAACAUCAAGGAGCUCGACGCCUCGAAACUGACAUACACUUUCACCAAGGAACCUCGUGAGGUUCCGGCUCCCGGCGUCUUCAACCUCAACGACCAGAGCAUCUGCACAGACCACAUGAUCACCGUCGCAUGGUCGGCCAAGACCGGUUGGAAGACGCCUGAGCUCAAGCCGUACGGCCCGCUGUCUCUGAUGCCCACGGCUUCCGUUCUGCACUACGCGACGGAGUGCUUCGAGGGGCUGAAGGCGUACCGCGGCUUCGACGGCAAGCUGCGUCUCUUCCGCCCGGACUGCAACAGCGCACGCAUGGUCAUGUCGGCCGUGCGCAUCAGCCUUCCUUCCUUCAGUCCGCCGGAACUGGAGAAGCUGCUGCUGGCGCUGAUGGCCGUCGACGGACCUAAGUGGCUCCCGCGCGAGCGUCCGGGUAGCUUCAUCUACCUGCGCCCAACCAUGAUCGGCACGCAGUCGCAACUGGGCGUGCAAGCACCCUCCGAGGCCCUGCUCUACCUCAUUGCUAGCUACAUGCCGGCCAUGGACUCGCCUGCCGGCGGCAUGAAGCUGCACACGUCGCCUGACGACAUGGUCCGCGCCUGGGUCGGCGGCUUCGGCUAUGCUAAAGUUGGCGCUAACUACGGACCAUCGCUGCUCGCGACACAGGAGGCCCGCGCUCGCGGUUUCGGCCAAAUCCUGUGGCUCUACGGCCGCGAGGGCCAGUGCACUGAGGCCGGCGCCAGCAACUUCUUCGUGGUGUGGAAGUGCAAGGAGUCUGGAAAGACGCAGCUCGUCACGGCCCCGCUCGACGACAGACUCAUCCUAGACGGCGUCACCCGCCGCAGCGUCCUGGCGCUGGCGCGGGAGCGCCUCGGGGACGAGGUCGAGAUCGUGGAGCGCAAGUAUACCAUCGAGGAUGUCCUGCAGGCGGACGAGGAGGGCCGGCUCGUCGAGUCGUUCGCGGCCGGCACGGCCUACUUCGUCUGCCCCGUCUCGGUGAUCCACCACCGCGGGCGCGACGUCAAGGUGCCCAUGGGCAAGGCGGGCGAGAGCGGCCAGCUGACGUCCCAGAUCAAGGGCUGGCUCCGGGACAUCAUGUACGGCGGCGAGGACCACAAGUGGGGUGUCGUCGUGCCGGAGGAGCAGUAG